CAAAUUAUUGUUUUUUUUAUCGAUAUGUAAUUUAUUUACUCUUCCAAUUUUGUGAGAAAUAUUUUGGAGAGCCGAAGGGUGGAAUAAGUGAUAUUAUGGCUUCGGCUUUAGAGCAGUUUGUCAAUAAUGUUCGAACGUUGUCGGCUCAAGGGGACUUCCCGGAGCUGUGCGAACUGCUGAACCAGUCGGCGGAGGUGCUGGUGCGGAACGCCCAGCACCUGGACAACGUGCUGGAGACUCUGGACCUGCAGCAGCACUCGCUGGGCGUGCUGGCCGUGCUGUGCGCCAAGCUGUCCCUGCCCGUGGCCCCCGCCACCUCUGCCGACCAGCACGAGAUACUGUUUGCGCAGGUGCAGGAGUUCCUGCUGGGCUGCAACGGCGAGCAGGUCCGCUGCGCGCCCGACACCUACGCGGAGCUGUGCCACCUACUGACGGCGCGGCUGGUGGAGCUGCAGGUGCCGCUGCGUGGCGUGGACCUGCUGCGCUGCGCCCUGCGCAAGGUGCAGCUGCAGGACGCGCAGCUCACGCCUGUGCACGCCGACCUGUGCCAACUGUGUCUGCUGGCGCGCUGCUUCAAGCCCGCCCUCGAGCUGCUGGACACGGACGUGGGCAGCAUCGGACAGGAGGGCAGCCCCUUCGACGCGAAGCACUUUCUGCUCUACUACUACUACGGGGGGAUGAUCUACGCGGCCGUCAAGAACUACGACCGCGCGCUGUACUUCUUCGAAGUGGCCUGCACCACGCCCGCCAUGGCUGUGUCCCACAUCAUGCUGGAGGCGUACAAGAAGUACAUCCUAGUGUCGCUCAUCCUGCACGGAAAGCUCCAGCCGCUGCCCAAGUACACGUCACAGGUGGUGGGGAGGUUCAUCAAGCCGCUGAGCCAGCCGUACCUCGACCUGAGCGCUGCGUAUGGUACCAACCUGCCAGAACUACGUGCCGUCGUCAACAAGUACCAGGAAACGUUCUCCAGGGACAGCAAUGCGGGGCUGUGCAAGCAAGUGGUGGCGUCGCUGUACAAGAAGAACAUCCAGCGCCUCACCAAGACCUUCCUCACACUGUCGCUGUCCGACGUGGCCAGCCGGGUGCAGCUGUCGGGCCCCGCUGAGGCUGAGAAGUACAUCCUCAACAUGAUUGAAGAUGGAGACAUAUUCGCGACCAUAAACCAGAAGGAUGGCAUGGUGAUAUUCCAUGAUGACCCCGAAAAAUACAACAGCCCGGCCAUGCUAAAAGCUCUGGAAUACGAGGUAGGGUCCAGUACCUCUGGAAGCAUGUUAAUGAAUUUUAUGGUGUUCCAAUGUUAAGCUGGACUGUAGCCAUACAGUUUCCUCAUCACAUAUGUAAUAGAAUAUGCACUAGUGAGUAGUCUUAUUUCUGAUAGUCACACACUGAUUCGUUUGGCAGUGCUAGAAGCAUUCAAACAUUCAUAUGGCCCUUUUAAACAAGGGGAAUCUUUGUAACAUUAUGAAGGCUAAAUUAAAUUACAUCAUACAUAAUAUGGGGUUAAUAUUUUGCUGAUUUUAUUAUUAAAACUAACAAAAAUAUGCCAAUGAGUAUCUCAAUAAGCUUUCAAAAGCCAUGAGGACCUUUAACCAUUUUAUUUUCUAUUCAUACUUAAUUUAACAAACUUGGUGCUUUAACAAUAAUGUUAUUAAGUAGUCAUUUAACACAAUCCCAUGUUAAGUAUUUGCCCUGUAUAAUGCGCAGUAAUACUUAGCACAGCUUUAAGCCCGGAAAUAUCUUGCUGAACUAUACAUGCUAUCCUUAAAAUUGAUGUACAAUGACUUAUCAUUACAAUGAAUCACCACCAGCGGUGGCUUGAUCGACCGUGCUGAGAAGGUCUGAAAUCACUCGCUGUAUCGUGUCGGCCAGGCUCUUUCUGCCAUCGAGUAGCACAAUGUCCGACACACGCUCAAGCACUUGGUUCCUGUGGCACUCGUACUCCGGCCAUACACACUUGUCGAAGUAGCCCGGAGGGUCAGGGGGGUCAUAUACUCGGGCACUGCGACGUGCCCAGGUCUCUUCUCUCGGUAGUGUCAGGUAGUACUUGCGAUCGCACAGCUUGGACAUGGCCUCGUGGUUGAAUAUCAGAAACCCUUCUACGAUCAGGAUCCUGAGGCAUGCUGUUUCUUGCGAGAUGAUGUCCUUCACAGCUGCUUCCAUCCGCUCCAUGUCUAAACUGGAGAGGACUUCCCAAUUGUGGUGGUCCAGCCCUGGGGCCCGGACAUGCAGGGGGCUGUCGACCGGAAGGAAGUAAUCAUCCUGGUUGACCAGCACAGCGCCGGGAAACGCCUUCUGCAGGGCGCGUGCGAGCGACGACUUCCCGCCACACGUCACCCCAGACACCCCCACCACUAGCCACAUUUCACGCCUCGAUCACACACAGUGUAAAAAUGGCCAGGCCGCCGACAAAGAGCAACCCCAAGACCCCUGGGACUACUAGGGCAUACCAAACAGAUGGAAAGAAGCAGGUAAUCCAGUCGUUGCUGUCCGCGAAAGGCAGGCCAAGAACCCAGAGAGAAUAAUACACAAAGAAGAUGCAGGUGAUGGUAAGAAUUAGCUUUCCCACAGUGGAAUCGCUCACCAUAAUCACGAACACGAAAUUUAAAAAAAAGAAAUCAUAGGCAUUCAAAACCAAUUUCAAGUCAAGUAUGAAUUUAUGAAUAAGCCAAAAAAGUAUUUAACUGACAAAAUAUUCCUUUUCAAACUUUUCAAAGUCUUCAUCUGUAAACACACUUGUUUCAACAGUUGCUUCUUCCGCUUUCUCCACCCGCCUUGUCUUCACGGAAUAGUUGAAUAUCU
Bacillus rossius redtenbacheri is the source of this 2799-nucleotide messenger RNA. RefSeq names its product COP9 signalosome complex subunit 3 (gene CSN3). NCBI's taxonomy places the organism in Eukaryota, Metazoa, Arthropoda, Insecta, Phasmatodea, Bacillidae. The coding region runs from base 96 to 1301 and encodes 401 amino acids. Gene Ontology annotation, biological process: ubiquitin-dependent protein catabolic process. Gene Ontology annotation, cellular component: COP9 signalosome. The record is from RefSeq and is a predicted model, not a curated record. The transcript has 8 exons.